Molecule: messenger RNA, 1828 nt
Organism: Lacerta agilis (Sand lizard)
Lineage: Eukaryota; Metazoa; Chordata; Lepidosauria; Squamata; Lacertidae
Gene: LPCAT2
Product: lysophosphatidylcholine acyltransferase 2
Exons: 14
Coding region: 51-1757 (568 amino acids)
Cellular component (GO): endoplasmic reticulum
Molecular function (GO): 1-acylglycerophosphocholine O-acyltransferase activity; calcium ion binding
Source: RefSeq, a predicted model, not a curated record
GAGCGAGCGCCUUUCGCAGCAUCUCCCGGUUCUCCUUUCGCCUGGCCGCGAUGACUCUGUGCACAGAAGCGGCCGUGGCGGCGCUGGGAGGCGGAUCUGCUGCCCAGGCGGGAGGCAUGUCGGAGCCAGCGCUGCAACCGAGGGCGGUCUUCACCUUGCCCAGGCAGCAGUCGCUCGCUUCGCCGCUGGUGAUCAACCCCUUCGUGCAAGAGACGCGCCUGGAUGCGAAGGAUAAAUCCCGGGCUUUCUUGUUUGGGCUGAUUCUGGUCCCUCUCCGUGUCCUAUGCAUGCUCUUCAUUUUGCUGGUGGCUUGGCCGUUUGCAGUCCUGGCAACUUCCUGCAUCCCUGAAAAGGGGACUAAGCCACUUCUGGGAUGGCAAAGGAGAGUAUGCUAUGCCAGCCUCACGCUCUUAGGCCGUGCCUUAUUUUUUGUGAUGGGCUUCAAAGUCAAAGUGAAGGGGGAAGUAGCUAGUCCUGAGGAGGCACCAAUCCUUACUGCAGCACCGCACUCAAGCUUCUUCGACGGGAUUGUCUGUGUUCUGGCAGGCUUGCCGUCGACGGUGUCUAGGCAAGAGAAUCUCUCUGUGCCCAUUCUUGGGAGGAUCCUCAGUGCUCUCCAGCCUGUCGUGGUGUCUCGUGUCGACCCUGAUUCUCGGAGGAACACAAUCAAAGAAAUAACCCGUCGAGCAACUUCAGGGGAACAAUGGCCCCAGGUAUUGAUUUUCCCAGAAGGUACAUGUACAAACCGUUCAUGUCUGAUCACUUUUAAACAAGGGGCCUUUAUUCCUGGCGUUCCUGUUCAACCAGUGCUUCUUCGGUAUCCAAAUAAAUUGGAUACCGUGACGUGGACCUGGCAGGGCUACAAUUUCAAGGAGGCAUUAGUCUUGACUUUGUGCCAGCUGUUUACAAAAGUUGAAGUGGAGUUUCUUCCAGUCUACAUUCCAUCCGAGGAAGAAAAGAAGGAUCCAGUCCUUUUUGCCAGUGGAGUCCGUAACAAAAUGGCAAGGGCUUUGGAUGUGGCCACUACGGACCACACGUACGAAGACUGCCGCCUGAUGAUCUCGGCCGGACAGCUGACCUUGCCCAUGGAAGCAGGAUUGGUGGAAUUCACCAAAAUCAGCAAGAAACUGAAUCUAAAAUGGGACAACAUCAGAGAGCAGUUGGAGCAGUUUGCUGCGAUUGCCAGCACCUCCAAGGGGGGCAGGAUUGGAAUCGAGGAGUUUGCCAACUACCUGAAGCUGCCCGUCUCAGAUGCUCUCGAACAGCUCUUUGCCCUAUUUGACAGGAAUGGAGAUGGUACCAUAGACUUCAGAGAGUACGUUAUUGGUUUGUCCGUAGUUUGCAACCCUGCCAACACAGAACAGACCAUUCAAAUGGCAUUUCAGCUCUUUGACGUCGAUGAAGAUGGCAUCAUAAACGAAGACGAGUUUAGCUUAAUUAUGCGUUCAGCGCUUGGGCUUCCUAGCCUUGACGUUUCUAAUCUGUUCAAGGAAAUAGACGCUGACAACUCUAAAAAGCUCUCCUAUGAAGAGUUCAAGGAUUUUGCUCUGAAACAUCCCGAAUACGCCAAACUGUUCACAACGUACCUCGAGCUACAACGUUGCCAAAUAUUUCCAGAGGAAGAAUUUACUUGCAGCACGCCGACGGUGAAAACCCCAGUUUCAGAAAUUGCCUCGGUGCCAAGGAAUAAAGUUUGUCCUCAGGCCAGUGAUGAUGACCAUUCCAUCGUCAGUGUCUCUGAUAAAAAAGAAGACUGAAUCUAAAAGGUCGAAUAUAUUUGUGUAUGUGUUGAUGUUUUGUAUUUUAUUUUUAAUAUAAAGAGCGUAUG